This is a messenger RNA of Rhipicephalus microplus (southern cattle tick), 1650 nucleotides long. RefSeq names its product iris. The record is from RefSeq and is a predicted model, not a curated record. Gene Ontology annotation, molecular function: serine-type endopeptidase inhibitor activity. NCBI's taxonomy places the organism in Eukaryota, Metazoa, Arthropoda, Arachnida, Ixodida, Ixodidae.
CAACCCAGGCAGUUGCUCAACACGCAUCGGCGCUCUGCGUGUCGGUGCUGCAAGCUAGCGAACGUUCGUCUGCCUCCUUUGUUGUCUCGCGCUUGCGUUGUUGUUUACAGGACCGUGGCGAAGCGGUCGUAGCCCCAACAAACCGUCUGUAGUGUUCGACGCAGACUACGUUUUAUCGCGCAGCUUUAGCACGGAACUCAUCGAAGAGCAACGAGAAGCUGUCACACCGCGUCUCGGGGCACCACGUCGACGGCUGCAGCGGUUCGCUGUCGCGGUCUUCGGCAACGCCCACCCGGCAUAUUCGAAAAGGACGGUCUCCCUGCUUUCCGCGUCUUCGCCGUGCGAGGAGCGGAGUUUGAUCGUCGUUCCGAAGACCACUCUCAGAUUUGCAAGCAAGCUUCAACUGCUACCUUCAUUUGUAGUGGCCCAGUGGCAUUCCGAACAUGGCCGUCAACCAGCUCGGGGACUCUGUUCUCAACUUCGCCAUCGGCUUGUAUGGCCAAUUGAAGCCGAGGGACGGCCGCAAGAAAAACAUUUUUUUCUCGCCAUUCAGCAUCUCGGCUGCUCUUUCAAUGGCCCUCGGAGGAGCGCGCAACAAAACAGCGAAGGAGUUGUCCACGGUUCUUCGAGUUCCCGACGAUGCACAAAUACACAGACACUUUUCUGACUUCUUCUCGAAGCUGAAGUCCUACGCUGCCGAUGUAAAGCUGCACAUAGCCAACCGCAUGUACUGCGAACAGACGUUCCCCGUGCUGGCCAGCUACUUGUCCCUUCUGCGUGACAGCUAUGGUGCCACUAUCGAGUCCGUCGACUUCAAGGGUGACCACGAGGCAGUCCGACUUCAAGCCAACGCGUGGGUAGAGCGAGAGACAGGGUACAAGAUAAAAGAUCUGCUACCUGGAGGCAGCGUGAACGCUGGGACCACUCUGAUUCUGAUAAACGCCAUCUACUUUAAGGGCCUUUGGGCUUCGCAAUUUAAACCUGACGCCACUCGUCCCUCCGAUUUCCACCUGGACUCCAAGAGCAAGAAGAAAGUCGAGAUGAUGUUUCAUAAGGACCGUUACAGCACGGCCAGGUGCCAGGAACUUGACGUGGAAGCCCUGGAGAUAACGUACCAAGGCAAUAAAACUUCCAUGGUCAUACUCCGGCCUAACGAUGUUGAGGGACUGUCCAAGCUCGAGGAACGCUUGACAGCUUCCAAGCUUGCGAGCCUACUGGACAACCUUUGUGGAUUUGCCGACGUCGAGCUGUACCUGCCCAAGUUCAAGCUGGAACAAGUGAUUAGUCUGAAGGAAGUAUUACAUGAAAUGGGAAUCAAGGAUUUUUUCUCGUCGGAUGCCGACCUGUCCGGUAUUAGUGAGAAGAAAAAACUGGCAGCUUCCGAAGUGGUUCAUAAGGCGUUCGUGGAAGUCAAUGAAGAAGGCACCGAAGCCUCGGCCGCUACCGCUGUAAUGAUGGUAGCCUGCUGUAUGUCUUCACUGCCACCACGGACCUACAAAUUUAUAGUAGAUCGGCCUUUCAUGUUUGUCAUUCGAAGCCGUGACCCAGAUCUCGUGCUCUUCAUGGGCUCCGUCCGCGACUUGUAAACGCGAUACUCCUGUACCGCUUUGCCAAUAUAUGUUGCUGGUCACUCCUGACAAUGUUACACGA